AUGGAUCCCAAAUGGUUUGCCGACAAAGUUGCCGACAGUCUACUAAACAAUGGGUCGCUGGCAUACAACCGGUCAGGUGGUGGUGGUGCCGGCGGUGGUGGUUACUACUAUAGUAACGGUAGCCUAGGGUCAUCAUCGGCAAUGGACAGUAGUGCCUAUCCACUGGAAGCACUGCGACCAUCCCUACAAUGGGCACUAAUAGUACUCUACUCUCUGACCGCUAUCAUAGCAUUUUGUUCGCACGUAACCGUAAUUAUGGUCCUAUAUUAUGGUAAAAAAUCGUCGCGUGAAUUGAAAAAAUUUCUAAUAAACCUAUCACUGAGCGAUGUCUGUAUGGCCCUGUGCUCUAUACCAUUCACUUAUACACACUUUAUGCUCGGCCAUUGGGUAUUUCACCCGUUUCUCUGUCCGCUGGCAUCGAUGGCCACCAUUACGGCACUGUGUGUGUCGGUCUAUACGAUGAUUGUUAUCGGUAUCGAUAGAUAUUACGCAAUACUUCAUCCAUUACGUCACACGGGUUUUGUCGAGACAAAGGGUGUACUGAUUUUGGCCCUCAUAUGGCUGGUGGGGGCCCUCCUAGCGAUGCCAAACAUGUUGACAAUGAGGACGACUACAUUCAAAUAUAAUUCAGAGAUAUUACUCGAUUGCCGGGAGGAAUGGGGUGGAAGUGGGGGUGAAAUUUAUUCAAUAACAUUAUUAUUGGUUACAUUUGCUCUGCCAUUGUGUGGACUAAUAUUUAUUUACGGCUCAAUCGGCUAUACAAUACUCACCCGCAAACCAGUGGGUGAGUCUCAACAAUUAGCCAACACUCGUAGCAUUGCAUCAAUUAAGGCCAUCAAAAUGAUGUCAAUGGUUGUCAUAUUGUUUGCCAUUUGCUGGACACCCAUACAAAUGUUUAAUUUUGUUAUCUGGAUAUUCGGUGAUAGCCUAAAAACUAGGACCCAGUUUCAAAUGAAUAUCUAUGUGUCAAGUUUUUUCAUAUGCCAUUGGCUGGCAAUGGCACAUUCACUAGUCAAUCCAUUUAUCUAUUGUUUUAUGAGCGACAACUUUAGGAGUGAUCUAAAAUAUUUUUGUUCACAAUUGAAACGCCGAUCGCUGUUGAGGUCGUCGUCAUCGCACAAGAGCUCAUCCAUGCGUUACAAUAACUCCAAGUUUGGCGAGUCUUACGCACCGACAGGUGUCGAGUCUAUUGAACUGUGA
This is a messenger RNA of Oppia nitens, 1200 nucleotides long. Its product is annotated as G-protein coupled receptor 83-like. NCBI's taxonomy places the organism in Eukaryota, Metazoa, Arthropoda, Arachnida, Sarcoptiformes, Oppiidae. Gene Ontology annotation, cellular component: membrane. Gene Ontology annotation, molecular function: neuropeptide Y receptor activity; peptide binding. Gene Ontology annotation, biological process: G protein-coupled receptor signaling pathway. The coding region runs from base 1 to 1200 and encodes 399 amino acids. The record is from RefSeq and is a predicted model, not a curated record. The transcript is spliced from 6 exons.